AUGCUGAGGCCGGGCGGUGCGGAGGACGCCGCGCAGCUGCCCCCCCGGCGCGCCCGCGCCCGCGCCCGCGCCCCUGUGCCCUCGCCCGCGCCAGGCCCCGUGGCCCCCGACGGCGCCCGGGCUUCCUCCCGCCUCGGUCUUGCCUGCCUGCUGCUGCUGCUGCUGCUGACGCUGCCGGCCCGUGUAGACACGUCCUGGUGGUACAUCGGGGCACUGGGGGCCCGAGUGAUCUGUGACAACAUCCCUGGUCUGGUGAGUCGGCAGCGGCAGCUGUGCCAGCGUUACCCAGAUAUCAUGCGCUCAGUGGGCGAGGGUGCCCGAGAAUGGAUCCGAGAGUGUCAGCACCAGUUCCGCCACCACCGCUGGAACUGCACCACGCUGGACCGGGACCACACUGUCUUUGGCCGAGUCAUGCUCAGAAGUAGCCGGGAAGCAGCAUUUGUAUAUGCCAUCUCAUCAGCGGGGGUGGUCCAUGCUAUCACCCGUGCCUGUAGCCAGGGUGAACUGAGUGUGUGCAGCUGUGACCCCUACACCCGUGGCCGACACCAUGACCAACGUGGGGAUUUUGACUGGGGUGGCUGCAGUGACAACAUCCACUAUGGUGUUCGCUUUGCCAAGGCCUUUGUGGACGCCAAGGAAAAGAGGCUUAAGGAUGCCCGGGCCCUCAUGAACUUACAUAACAACCGCUGUGGUCGCACGGCUGUGCGGCGGUUUCUGAAGCUCGAGUGUAAGUGCCAUGGUGUAAGUGGCUCCUGUACUCUACGCACCUGCUGGCGUGCGCUCUCAGACUUCCGCCGCACAGGUGACUACCUGCGGCGGCGCUAUGAUGGUGCUGUGCAGGUGACGGCAACCCAGGAUGGUGCCAACUUCACAGCAGCCCGCCAAGGCUACCGUCGUGCCACCCGGACUGACCUUGUCUACUUUGACAACUCCCCAGAUUACUGUGUCUUGGACAAGGCUGCAGGUUCCCUAGGCACUGCGGGCCGAGUCUGCAGCAAGACAUCUAAAGGGACAGAUGGUUGUGAAAUCAUGUGCUGUGGCCGAGGAUAUGACACAACUCGAGUCACCCGUGUCACCCAGUGUGAAUGCAAAUUCCACUGGUGCUGUGCAGUGCGGUGCAAGGAGUGCAGAAACACUGUGGACGUCCAUACUUGCAAGGCCCCCAAGAAGGCAGAGUGGCUGGACCAGACCUGAACAUAUUAAUACCUCACUCAUCCCUCUACUUCAAACCUCCUGACUCAAAAGCACAAGAUCUUUGCAUGCACACCUUCCUCUACCCUCAACUCUGGGCUGCUACAGUUUCUAUUUAAGGACUUGGAGAAUAAUCCAGAAGGACUCUAGUGUCCUGACUGGUUCCUUAGCCCUAGGAAGGAGUUGAUAGGGGAUGUAAGAAAUUGAAUGGCUCCCUGACUGCCCCCUCCAGAGGUUAGAAGGGACAGUGGAAGAGGUAGGGGUCUUCGGAGUUAUAUAAGUUGCACUAAAGCACAUGGUCAAGGCUCAUUUUUCCUUUCUUUUGUACCAGCUUCCUGACACUUCUUGUGUGUGCAAGAGGAAGGGUACCUGGAGAGAGCUUCUUUGUGUUCCUACCUGACUGAGAGUAGACGGGACAGAGAUGAAACCACAUCUCUUCCCUGGGUCAAUUUGAGCAGACUGCCUGGUACCCCAAAAGGAACUCUUAGGCUAUGACCUUCUUCCAUUAUCAAGAGCCUGGGAUUGCCAGAUAAGAGUUAGCCAUAGUGUACAAGGUUCCAUUCACAUCCUCAUAGGUUUUAUAAACUGCUGUAUUUUGUAGGGGAAAAAGUUAUAUAACUAUACACACAUACAUUUCUCUUCCAAUCUCCCUCCUCUUUUCAACCUAUAUCAGACAGCACGUUGCUCACUCCCCUUUUGCUCACUUGCUGCCUGUUCAAACCCAGGGGCAUGGAGUGGUUCUUAGCCUAACAUAUCAUUAGAAUACCCUAGAACACUCCUGAGAAAGAAUAAUUUAGCAAACUUGCCUAGGCCUUGGGAUUUAUUUCUUUUUAAGUUUCUAUGCAUUAUUCUGGAGGUCAGCCAGGUUUGGGAAGCCCUCAGUAAAAAGGUAUGGGAUUCAUGGGGGGUGGGAGAGGGUAACCGGCCUGAUCUCAAGGGCCCCACAUGAGUCAUCCGUGUAUACUAAGCAGGUUGGGAACUCUGGCUCGGCCAGUUUUUAGGAGAGGAUCCUGGUCUUUGAAGCUAGGAAUGGAAGCCAGUGGCUACAGAGGAAAGAAUUGCUGGGGCUUGGGGCCAAAGUGGUAAACAGCUUUGAAAGCAGCCUUUCCCCAUUUAUUCAACAAAUUUUUAUUUACUGACUCUCCAAGUCCUGGUGAUUAUUAUUGUUCACUCCAUCUUUGGCUUAAUAGGGGAAUUCCUUCUAUGCUACUACCCACUGCCUAAUUAAGCUUGCAGUAGUGGAGUCUCCAGAGAUGGUAGGCUUAGUUAGUAAGCUAGGGGAGAGGAUAUAGAGUCCCAAAAACUAUGAUGUCCUAUCUUUCUGUGACUUGGACAAUGGCUGUCUCUGCCUGGUGAUAUUUUAAAAGACCAGAGUAGCAUAGAAAUUUGCAGUUAUGACAGACUUGGAUUGAAAUCACAGAUGUGAGAUUUACUGUUUUGGAUAUUUUGAGCAAGAUACCCAAAUUCUCUGAGCCUUUAUCGUCUCAUCUGUAAAACGAGGUUAUAAACUUAUUCCACAUAUUCAGUUUUAAUUAUGAACCCAAUUCCAGCCAACAGAUGCUCUUACCAAAGUCCCUAACUGGUCUAGCCCAUCGUGACUUCUCUUGGAACCUUCCAUUGAGAACUGUAAAGUAUUGACAGCAGGCUGCAGAUUAAGGGGCCCACACACGGAAUUCUGAAUAUAGGUGCACUCCUCCUUUCCAAGUUCCUCUCCAACAUCCCUUGGGGUCCUCACGUGUUUGUGGAGCAGCUUCACUCUGCACAGGCAGCAGAAGGAUGGGGGAGUCAAGCUCUGGGCCAUGGGGGCAGAUUUAUUUGGAUGAUAGGACUAAUAUUUGUGUAACCUGCUGAGACCUGUGUGGGAGAGUUUAGGGUGGUUUUUCUUUUGGUGAGGGGUUUGCUCCGGUUUCACAUCUAUUAACACAAAACAUGAGCUAGUCAGGGCCCUUGUGGUCUGCGGUGAGGGGAUUCCUGUGGAGAAAUGGGACUGAGUGAGUCAGGCCAGGGGAAUGUCUUCCUUGCAGAGUAGAGUCAACUGGAUAACUGAUGAGCCAAUGGUGGGAUUAGGGAGGGGGAAACAGGAGGGGAAGAGAAGAGCUUCUGACAUCUUGAGCUGGGAUGAGGAGGAAGAAAGCCUUGGGGUAGUGGGAAGGUGAGAGGGUCAUAGUCAGUCUGAAUCAAGAAUAGAGCUGAUGGAAUUUAUAUAAGGGUACUGUCUGUGGGUAGAGCCUCAGGUCUUGGUCAGCCCCUGCUCUCACAAGAAUGCUGGGCUUACCACAUCAUUGAGAGGGAGGCAUUUCUGGGACUUCAACCCAGGUUCAAUCUGCCUGUGUUCUGUCACCUAUUCCUUUUCAGUUCCUUCCCUGUGGAAGGAGCUGACAUCUCAUUAUUGCUCUGUGCUUCUCCUAGCCUCCAAUUCUAGUUUGUAGAGGUCCAAGUUUUACAAUUUCCUAUAAACGAUUGAGAAGAACAAGCUGUCCAGAGAGUAAGAUAUUUGAACAGAGGAGUGGACAGUGAGAGAAAAGAGGUCCAUGUGAGUCCCACUACAGAGGCUAUGUGGUCCCAAGAAGGAAUGAUGACCAAACAAGUAAUUUUUCCUCUUAUUUCUUAGCUUGCCUCUGCAUUCUUUUUUUUUUUUUUUUUUUUUUUAAAUUUAUGAUAGUCACACAGAGAGAGAGAGAGAGGCAGAGACACAGGCAGAGGGAGAAGCAGGCUCCAUGCACCGGGAGCCCGACGUGGGAUUCGAUCCCGGGUCUCCAGGAUCAUGCCCUGGGCCAAAGGCAGGCGCUAAACCGCUGCGCCACCCAGGGAUCCCUUGCUUCUGCAUUCUGAUUGGCUUUAGACAACUGGCAUCCAUUCUGCAAUAAACAAACUAAUUUAUUCGAAACAAGCAGCAAAAGGAGAGCUGCAUUUGGUGCAAUCAGGGCUCCAUUUGGUUCUGCUGUCACCCACUCACUGCCUCUAACCCCCUCUCCUACCCCUUCUCUGGUCAAUAGAGGUCUGUCCCUCUUGCAGCUGUCCCCUAGCCCCUCUCCUCUCGGACACUCCUUCGUGUCAGUCCUCAUUUCUUCACACUUUUAAUAUUUAGUAGAAUGCAUUGCAGAAAGUGCUAUUUGGAUACAAAGUUAACUUCAAAGACAUGAUCUCCAUCCUUUAAAAGUCUUAGACUCUUUUAGAGAAGGCACAUGGCUGAAGUACCUCGGCUGCACAGCCUGUGGCCAGUUUCCAUCACGUACAAGUAAGAAAGCCAGCCUUAACCUAGUCGUGCAGAUAAGAGCCAAUGUCUGUUAUUGCUAGCCUUGAAUAAUAGCACAAACCUAUAUGCUUUCUUAGAAUGAUGCUGGAAAAAUGAAAUCAGGGACUUGGGAUUAUUUUUUAAAAAUUAAAAACUGCCUGGCCCUGAACGUCUGUUUGUAGAAAAUCUUGUAGGUCUGACUCAUGACCACUCAUGGCCUCAUUUCUCUUCCUCCCUACUGCAGAGAGUAAUUUCUUCUCCUUUUUCUUACCUCCCGUAGUAAGAACACCAACCCCUAAGUCUUUUGCCAAAUUCUCAGAUCCACUCAGGACAUUGGUUUCUACAUGGCUUAACAGAAGAGAGAUAAUCAGGUUUUCUCCCUCUCAGUCUUUUCUGAGGUUUUUAAACACCCUCAGUGGUCAUAGGGCAGAAGCCCAAGGGAGGACACCAGGGAGAGUAUGUUUCUCAUCCCUGGGAGGCCGUCAGCCUUGCUCCUGCAGCCAAAUUACAGCACCAGAGAAUAAUGUGAUGCAUUCCUGGGCAGGUCCGUGGGACCCUGGGCUCCUGGGCCUUGUGGAGAGAGGUGCCAGACACAGAGCUCUCCGUAAGCAAUCCUGCAGAGCCGCCCCCUGGGUGCAGAAAUGAAAUACGGGAAAGCUUCACAUUACACGGAGACCUGUAGCUCACACCUGGUUAUUGAUGGCCUUGGCAGAGGCCUCUGCCCCCACUUUCCACUUAGGAAAUGCUUGCUACUAUGGGAGUUGGGCACCUUUGAAGCAAUGUUGGAAAACAAGAAAGAUGCUUCUUUUCCACUCUUUGUUCCUUCUGUGAGCCUGCACACAACGCUGAGGAUAUGCACACACAUGAGGUGCGCUUCUGUGGACAUACACUAUCUUCUCCCAGGCCGCAGCAGAGUUCUAGUCCUCCUCCCUCUCCCCAACAAUAAAAUGAGCAACUGGA
This is a messenger RNA of Canis lupus familiaris (dog), 5386 nucleotides long. RefSeq names its product Wnt family member 2B (gene WNT2B). The record is from RefSeq and is a predicted model, not a curated record. Bases 1 to 1194 code for a protein of 397 amino acids. The transcript is spliced from 5 exons. Lineage: Eukaryota; Metazoa; Chordata; Mammalia; Carnivora; Canidae. Gene Ontology annotation, molecular function: cytokine activity; frizzled binding. Gene Ontology annotation, biological process: canonical Wnt signaling pathway; cell fate commitment; neuron differentiation. Gene Ontology annotation, cellular component: extracellular region.